UUGACUUUGGGAUACUCGUGUUUGGCUAGCGGCAGUAGAGUUCACGAUGUUGCGGUUGUUCUUUCUUCCUCUAAAGGCGGUGCUCAAGAGUUCAGGAAUCCGUCUCCUGGCUACGAGGGGGGCUCCCCGGUGUGGUUCCCAUAAUGGGCAAAAGCUCCCUCUCUUGCAAAGGCAGUACAGUACUGCCUCUGAAGUAGCUUUACAGUCUGGAAGGAGGUCAGUGUCUAUCCCCACGAAGGCUACCGAGCGGAUUAUGGGCCGUUGGCUCUUGGUCUGCAGUGGAACAGUAGCAGGAGCAGUUAUUCUUGGUGGAGUGACUAGAUUGACAGAGUCUGGACUUUCCAUGGUAGAUUGGCACUUGAUAAAGGAGAUGAAACCACCUACAAGUCAAGAAGAAUGGGAAGCAGAAUUCCAAAAAUACCAGCAGUUUCCAGAAUUUAAAAUCUUGAACCAUGAUAUGACCUUGGCAGAGUUCAAAUUUAUCUGGUACAUGGAAUACUCACAUCGAAUGUGGGGACGGAUUGUGGGCCUGGCAUACAUCCUUCCUGCUGCCUACUUUUGGAGAAGGGGCUGGCUUACUUCUGGCAUGAAAGGUCGUGUUCUUGCUCUCUGUGGCUUAGUCUGUUUCCAAGGACUGCUGGGAUGGUAUAUGGUGAAGAGUGGAUUAGAAGAAAAGCCAGAUUCUCAUGACAUCCCUCGGGUGAGCCAGUACCGCCUGGCUGCUCACCUGGGCUCUGCCCUUGUCCUCUAUUGUGCCAGCUUGUGGACUGCACUCUCCCUGUUGCUUCCUCGAGACAAGUUGCCGGAAACCCGUCAGCUCCUACAGCUGAGGCGAUUUGCUCAUGGGACAGCAGGCCUGGUUUUCCUUACAGCUCUUUCAGGGGCUUUUGUGGCAGGCUUGGAUGCUGGACUUGUAUACAAUUCCUUCCCCAAGAUGGGAGAGCGAUGGAUCCCAGAGGACCUCUUUACCUUCUCUCCAGUCCUUAAGAAUGUCUUUGAAAAUCCAACCAUGGUGCAGUUUGAUCACCGAAUCCUGGGAAUCACUACAGUCACAGCCAUUACUGGGCUUUACUUCCUCUCUCGGAGAAUCCCCCUUCCUCGAAGGGCCAAAAUGGCAGUGGCAACAUUGUUGACUGUGGCCUACACACAGGUGGGCUUGGGCAUUAGUACUCUGCUAAUGUAUGUUCCAACUCCUUUGGCUGCAGUUCACCAAUCAGGUUCCCUGGCUUUGCUCAGCGUUGCCCUUUGGCUUAUGAAUGAACUUCGACGAAUCCCAAAGUAAUCCUCAGGGCAGCCACUUUCUGUGGCCAUGCCUGGGCUUUUGAGAACUCCCUGGGAGCAUAGAGACUUGGACUUUCCCUCCCACUGGAUUCAGAAAAUGGUGUGGUAGGACAAAUGAUCAAGAAUGAAGAAGGGACAGAGGCAGCUGGGUGGCUCAGUGGAUUGAGAGCCAGGCCUAAAGACAGGAGGUCCUGGGUCCAAAUCUG
Messenger RNA from Gracilinanus agilis (Agile Gracile Mouse Opossum), 1487 nucleotides. It is a transcript of the gene COX15, whose product is annotated as cytochrome c oxidase assembly protein COX15 homolog. The coding region runs from base 47 to 1282 and encodes 411 amino acids. The transcript has 9 exons. NCBI's taxonomy places the organism in Eukaryota, Metazoa, Chordata, Mammalia, Didelphimorphia, Didelphidae. Gene Ontology annotation, molecular function: oxidoreductase activity, acting on NAD(P)H, heme protein as acceptor. Gene Ontology annotation, cellular component: mitochondrial inner membrane. Gene Ontology annotation, biological process: heme A biosynthetic process. The record is from RefSeq and is a predicted model, not a curated record.